CCCCCCAGUCCUCCCCUCCCCUGCAGCAUGGUGCUCGCGGCCCCGCUGCUGCUGGGCUUCCUGCUCCUCGCCCUGGAGCUGCGGCCCCGGGGGGAGGCGGCCGAGGGCCCCGCGGCGGCGGCGGCGGCGGCGGCGGCAGCGGCGGCGGCGGCCGGGGUCGGGGGGGAGCGCUCGAGCCGGCCGGCCCCGUCCGCUGCGCCGGAGCCGGACGGCUGCCCCGUGUGCGUGUGGCGGCAGCACAGCCGUGAGCUGCGCCUGGAGAGCAUCAAGUCGCAGAUCCUGAGCAAACUGCGUCUCAAGGAGGCGCCCAACAUCAGCCGGGAGGUAGUGAAGCAGCUGCUGCCCAAGGCGCCGCCGCUGCAGCAGAUCCUGGAUCUGCACGACUUCCAAGGCGAUGCGCUGCAGCCCGAGGACUUCUUGGAAGAAGACGAGUACCACGCUACCACCGAGACGGUCAUAAGCAUGGCCCAGGAGACGGACCCUGCAGUGCAGACAGAUGGCAGCCCGCUCUGCUGCCAUUUCCACUUCAGCCCCAAGGUGAUGUUCACAAAGGUACUAAAGGCCCAACUGUGGGUGUACCUUCGGCCUGUGCCCCGCCCAGCCACAGUCUACCUGCAGAUCUUACGACUGAAACCCCUAACUGGGGAAGGGACUGCAGGGGGAGGGGGUGGAGGCAGGCGUCACAUCCGUAUCCGUUCACUAAAGAUUGAGCUACACUCACGUUCCGGCCACUGGCAGAGCAUCGACUUCAAGCAAGUGCUACACAGCUGGUUUCGCCAACCACAGAGCAACUGGGGAAUCGAGAUCAACGCCUUUGAUCCCAGUGGCACAGAUCUGGCUGUCACCUCCCUGGGGCCAGGAGCUGAGGGGCUGCAUCCUUUCAUGGAGCUUCGAGUCCUAGAGAACACAAAGAGGUCCCGGCGGAACCUAGGCCUGGACUGCGAUGAACACUCGAGUGAGUCCCGCUGCUGCCGAUAUCCUCUCACAGUGGACUUUGAGGCUUUUGGCUGGGACUGGAUCAUCGCACCUAAGCGCUACAAGGCCAACUACUGCUCCGGCCAGUGUGAAUACAUGUUCAUGCAAAAGUAUCCACACACCCACUUGGUGCAACAGGCCAACCCAAGAGGCUCUGCGGGACCCUGCUGCACCCCUACCAAGAUGUCCCCAAUCAACAUGCUCUACUUCAAUGACAAGCAGCAAAUCAUCUAUGGCAAGAUCCCUGGCAUGGUGGUGGAUCGAUGUGGCUGCUCCUAAGGCUUGGGCUACCGUGAAUGCCUCCCUCAGACCCUGCCCCAAGAACCCCAGCCCUGGUCCCCAUUCCCCAAGCCCUAGAGCGCCCUCCACCUCUUCCCAUGAACAUCACACCUUGUUCCCUGACUAAGCAGUGUGCAAUACAACGGAGGGAGGCAGGUGGGGAUGGAGGGGUGAGGGGUUGGGAGAAGAAGGGCAGUCAGGGUGGAAUGUAUCUGAGAUUUGCAGGUGAGAAGGUUUGGCAAGAAGACAGAUGUAGGAACAGAGGAAGAAGAUGGAUGGAUGGAUAGAGACAGAGAACAGACAGAACACUGAGAAGGCAAAGGAACAGAGAGGCAAAAAGAUUAGAGACUAAGCAGACAAGUAGAGAGACUGAAAUGGGAGUACAUUGAGAGCCCUGCCCCAAGCCUGUUUUCCACAGCCCUGCGAGAGGCUUGGUAUAGUUUGGGGGGGGAGUUCCCCUGACAACUCAGUAGGAGUAAGUCAAAGUCCAUUCUUAGCUUUUUCCCUCGCUCCUUCCAGUAGCAGCCGGAAGUGGAAUGAGGAUGGGGCAAAGUAAGGACCUAGGAGUUUUUUUUUUUUUAAUUUAUUUAUUUAUUGUGACUUUUUGUUUUUGUUUUUU
Molecule: messenger RNA, 1873 nt
Organism: Mastomys coucha (southern multimammate mouse)
Lineage: Eukaryota; Metazoa; Chordata; Mammalia; Rodentia; Muridae
Gene: Gdf11
Product: growth differentiation factor 11
Exons: 3
Coding region: 28-1254 (408 amino acids)
Biological process (GO): SMAD protein signal transduction
Cellular component (GO): extracellular region
Molecular function (GO): growth factor activity; cytokine activity
Source: RefSeq, a predicted model, not a curated record